ACACACUUUUAACAUCACAAUCUUCAUUCUUUAGCCUUUUCAUCCAAAUUCAUCAUCCUAAUUCAAAAACACCUCAACAAUGGCCGGUGGAAAGUCCAAGUCGAAGGCCUCCAACAAGAAGGGCAACGCUGAAGCUACGACCUCUGCGCUCCAGCCGUUUCCCUAUGUAGACGGCUCAUUUCUUGAGUUCGGGUCGGAGGAAGAACUCACGUGCUUCCUCAAUCACUUUGCCAAAUGCCCGAUCUCUCCGCCUCGCGUGCUACCGGAGCUGUAUCCCCAAGACAAAGGGUACCACGACCUCGACAAUCAACUCAAAGAGUCGGGUUUGUGGCCCUUCGUCUCCAAGAGCCGCACCUCCUUCAAUCCCGCCUAUGUCCGGGCCUUCUACUCAAAUCUGCGUCGUGACGGGUACACCAUCUACAGCAUCAUCAAUCUCUACGACAUAGAGAUUAACUUGCCGACAUUUGCACGGAUCGCAGGGCUGCCCAUCCGUGGUGACGACAUCGCGACGUACGGUGGCGACGAUUGGAUCCUCAACAACGAGGCGGUCGUCAUUUGCGAGCUUGGGAUCACCAACUUGAUCUGCCACAGCGGCGCGCCGACGAUCCACUCGGCCCCACCAGACAAGCACCUCCUUCUCUACAUCAUCACUUGGAUUCUUCGCCCCCGGGACAGCAGCCACACCUCGCUCUUCAACGAGGACUUGAAGGCGAUUCAUGCCAUCAUGCACGGCACCUCCAUCAACUGGGCGAAAUUCAUCAUGAUUCACAUGGCGGAUUGCGCCUCCAUCGCCACCGAGCGGAGCCUGCCAUGCGCCUUCCUCGUCAUGGACCCCAUCGUCUCCGCCGACAUCCACAUCGCCGGGCCAAGCACGAAGAUGACGAAGCUGUGGGUCAUCGCCGACAAGACCUUCAAGCAGAAGUGCGGAGACCAAGACGGUGCUGGACCGAGUCGUGCCCGUGCCCCCGCUCUCGCACCUGCACCCGCUCCCGCCCGGGCCUCGUUGCAGUCCAUAGCUGACACCCUGAAUCGGCUAACCCUCACGGUGGACAACAUGGGGCAGUACAUGGAGCGGAUGGAUUGGACGUUGCAACACCAACACCACGACAUGACGGCGCUCUUCCGCGGCAUCAACUACGUCAUGCCGCCCUUUGACAGCACCAUCCUCGGCCAAAACUUUGAGGGCGAGGAUGAGGACGACGAGUCCUACACUCCGUCAUCCUCUCCCAACGAGGCCGACUUUGAGGACGCAGUCGAUGGUGAUCCCAUGGACGUCGAGGACAACGAGGACGCCGAUGCCUAGACUCUUCCCUUCUUUCCUUUUUUAAAACUAUGAUUGUAUUUUUUUAAAUUCCAUUCCGUUGUAUUCCGCAUUUUCCUUCUCUUUAAUGAAUAAAAGUUUACUUUUAAUUCUUUUUGUUAAUGUCAAAAGGGGAAGAUAAAAAGGUUAUGAUUGGUUUUUACUUUUUGGCAUGUUUAAACAGUUCUCCAACAAAAACACCUUGAAAACCACCUUUCAUUUUUGGUUGUUUGGGAAAAACCACGUAAAACGGCAUAAACUUGGCUAGCCGUG
This is a messenger RNA of Cuscuta campestris, 1573 nucleotides long. The record is from the annotation of a GenBank genome assembly. Lineage: Eukaryota; Viridiplantae; Streptophyta; Magnoliopsida; Solanales; Convolvulaceae.